AUGAGUCAUCUACUCGACCACCCAUAUACGCACAGACUCAAUGAGCUACGCACAGCCUCAGUGAGACUCCAUUACCCAGCACUGCCAGCAUCAUGCGGAGACGGUAAGGACGACAUCGGUGCCACGAGUGGUCCGGUGGUGAACUCCUCCAUGUCUCUGCUCCCUCCCUCCUCUCUGCAGCUCUCUGAAGGCUCGGCCUCGCUGCUCUGCCUGCUCUCAGCCUAUUCUCCACAGGGGGUGCUACUGAGCUGCACCAUGGAUGGUGCUGAGAGCAGCAGGGUUUUUGUACGGCCGCUAAACCUGUUUGUAUCACUGUGGUGGACUUUUGGUGGAGGAACCAAACUGUCUGUGGGCCGUGUCACUCAGCCCAGUGUGACGGUGUUGCCUCCCUCCAGGGUGGAGCUGCAGCAGGAGAAGGUCACACUCAUGUGUGUGGCCGACAAGGGCUUCCCCUCGGACUGGACACUGAGCUGGAAGGUUGAUGGGAGCAGCUGGAGCUCGGGGGAGAGCCGCAGCACCGCCGUUCUGCACGCGGACGGCCUCUACAGCUGGAGCAGCACGCUGAGCCUCCACCCGGAGCAGUGGAGGAACAAGGUGGUGACCUGUGAGGCCUCCAAAGACAACCAACCUACUGUGGUGGGCAGAGUGAACACAGAGCAGUGCUCAGAGCUGUGA
This is a messenger RNA of Neoarius graeffei (lesser salmon catfish), 675 nucleotides long. RefSeq names its product immunoglobulin lambda-like polypeptide 1. The coding region runs from base 1 to 675 and encodes 224 amino acids. The transcript has 4 exons. The record is from RefSeq and is a predicted model, not a curated record. NCBI's taxonomy places the organism in Eukaryota, Metazoa, Chordata, Actinopteri, Siluriformes, Ariidae.